AUGAUGCAAUUACGAGUUGAAGAGAACACCAUGUUGUUUGUACUGAUUUUUUCGCUCCUGGCUGGUUCCUGCUCUGCUAAGGACAACAAACCACCAGACACCAAGGUAACUAUAUAUCAGAUAUUGUCACUACACAUUUUUUUUAUUACAGUUAAAUAACGUUAGUUUAUAGAGAAAACUAGGAAUGACGUAUUAUAUGUGUAAUUUAUCGAAAUCAGUACUACCAAAUUCAAACAAAAAAUUAAGAUGGUAUAAUUACUUGUUCAACCGCGAUCACUAUUUUAAGAAGAGAGAGAACAUUUUCACGUUUUAAACAAUCAAAAUUAACAUUUUUACAAAAACAGCUCUCUACUGGAAAAUAAAUUUCUUUUUACAAAAUCACAAUUGGCGAUUACAUUAAAAAAAAACCCAUUAAAACUUGGACAAUUAUGGAACUACUUCCUGCCUUGGAUUGAAACGCUAGACGACAGGUAAAAUUGUGAAGAGCUUCUUCAGUAGCAGUUUGUCAUUGACGUUUUCUAUUUUUAGGAAGCCUGUUCAAUCUUGUCCAUCUUGUAAUAAUGGUGGACAAACCGGGAUGUGGACAUACAUGACAUGUAUCCCAGGAGCACCUGGUCGAGAUGGAGCCAAAGGAGACCUGGGCAGCCCGGGGAAAACUGGGACCCAGGGAGCACGUGGUGCUGAUGGAAAGAAAGGAGCAAAGGGAGAACCUGGGAUCCAGGGCUCCGCCGGACAAAAAGGACAGCGAGGGGACAAAGGCGACAGUGGAACGACACGACUGGCUUCACACAUGAACUGGAAGGAGUGCGCUUGGAAAAAGGAAUACGGCACAGAUUCAGGACUGAUAUAUGUAAGUGCGGAUCGUCACUUUGUUAACCGAGUUAAAUAAUGCUCUGUUAGCUCAAAGCAAGUAAUUUUCACUAAAACGAUUGAUUGCCUAAAUGCGUUGGUCAGCGGUUAACGAAGAUUAUGGCCGCGUCUUUUGAAGCUACGUGGUAUAGUUUUGUGUUAAAGUGGGGCCAUUUUUAGUUUUACUAUACUGUGCCUUUCUCUAUUCUUAAUUUCUUUGCUAACCUUAUGUACUUGCAGUUUUUUUGUCACAACACCUUGUAUUAUUAAAUUAGUCUAAAUAUAUGCAACUGAGGUAAUAUCUUUUGUGGAAUGGAGUAAAUGAAAAUACAAUACAAAACGGAUGCUGUUUCUUUGUAUCUCGUCUAGAACUGUGACUCUAUGAAGAAAUACGCGGACACUUCCCUCCAUGUCUACUAUGCUGGUAUCCUCAGGAUUCACAACUGUAACAACUGCUGUAGCCGCUGA
This is a messenger RNA of Porites lobata, 1317 nucleotides long. The record is from the annotation of a GenBank genome assembly. NCBI's taxonomy places the organism in Eukaryota, Metazoa, Cnidaria, Anthozoa, Scleractinia, Poritidae.